Messenger RNA from Puccinia graminis f. sp. tritici CRL 75-36-700-3, 1991 nucleotides. RefSeq lists its product as uncharacterized. The transcript has a single exon. NCBI's taxonomy places the organism in Eukaryota, Fungi, Basidiomycota, Pucciniomycetes, Pucciniales, Pucciniaceae. Bases 176 to 613 code for a protein of 145 amino acids. The record is from RefSeq and is a predicted model, not a curated record.
CGGCGCAUAUUUUAGCUCCUUGCCUAAAUUUUCUUUUGUACCGCAGAGUCUUAAAGUAGCACCUUGGGGCUGUGAAAGGGUAUCCCCCCGAUUCCCCCUACAUCAUGAUCCAUUUGGAAUCACAAACCAGCACACCCCAGAAACCUUGUCUAUCUACAACAUACAAACAAUCAACAUGGACGAAGAUGCUGUAAUACUUCAAAUGAUCUUACGGCGAAGGCAAGCUGCAGCAAGGUUCAGAACAUCAAUCAAUGCAAUGCUUGAAAUUACACCAAUGCUCCUUGAUGACGAUGAAGACGAAAUUGAAUUGCCAUCGCAUGGCGGUUCACAUCCAGGAAAACAACCCAACCGGCCUCGCGACUUUGAAGGCAGCUACAACAAGCUUAUGCAGCAUUACUUCUCUGCACAGCCACUCUACAAUGAAGAAAUCUUCCGACGCCGUUUCCGAAUGGGAAUCUGUCGGUUGAACCGCGCCGUCCCAUCAUUCAACUCGAGACCCUUAACCCUCGUCUUGAACGCACAAUUGAUUCGUAUCGAAAGUACCGAGACCGUUGCCUUACAAUCCAAACAUCGGGCCAUUCAGCGAAAAAGCCCGCCACACGGGAUCCCCUGAUCGGUGGCCGUUUCAGUUCCUCUUUACGCUUGUGGACGGACAGGGCAAGCUAGACGGGGAUUCGAGGCGCUGAAUCCGUAACAAGGAUGAUUGCUUGAUCCGCAAUUAAUAUAGGGAUGUCCACCGUUCGCGUACACUGACGACGCGACAUCAGAAUCCAGGACAAGGGCAAGGCUUUCGACGAACCGUCUAGGAAGACGACCCCUCCCCAGUCACCUGCCGACUGAACCUCCGCGUCGUCAGAUUCAAGUGCUUCGCCUUGAGGACGGCGAGGGAUUCGCCCAGAAGCUCAGUUCAGUGGCCGAUGAAGAGCGAGGUGUUAUUUGGCGAGAAAAAUCCGGUGACAAUUGGAAUGGAUUAAGUUUCACGAAGAUUGCCCCUGCUGCGAAAACGCUCUCUACGUGAUCACGGAAUUCGAUGUCUCGCUUCGUCGCUUCGAGGAUUCCGAAGCUAUCCAAAGCUACGAACAAUCAAGUACGCCAAGACCGGCGACAGACCCUCCAUACUCCGUGUUGAUCCAAUUCAAUCGAUAUGAAGAUACUCAACGGACUUACUUCAACGGAUGGCGUCCCGACCGAUGCUCGUAGGAUCGACGUUGAUUCCCUCCAACCUGUUUCAAAAACGGGUGAGUGGACUAUUCAUAAGUCAAACUAAAUAAUACUCAUCAUUUAAGAGGCUCAAUCAGGCCUUAUAUAUCAUGACGUUUCAGAUGACCGGAAAAAGGAGUCAAGCCGAACCAGGCUUCAAGAAAAGUCGGCCAGCCGAAAGAUCUCCUGGGGCCCCACAAAUGUCCGACUGCGAGAUGAUUUUGGAUGAGGUUCGAGCGGAGAGAACUCUGCGACCGGUAAUCUAGCCAUCAAUGACACCCUCCAUAUUCCCCCGAGACCACAGACCUCCUCAACGUCCAGACUCAAGACCCCAUCAUGAGUAGACAUACGGUCAGAAUGUAGCCUACCCGCAGGCGCACAGCCUCCUGUUCAUACGUGUUUCUCCAAGACAGCUGGACAUCAUUCCUCGAAAACACUGGAUCCUGAUCUAUGCCCAUGGUCAUCAAAAGCUACCAGUGACUGACAACCACAUUGUAUCAAGAUUAUCUUGGACAUACGAACACUGAUGUCAUAGAUGCUUACACAGACAGUUACACCCAGGUUUUUCGUCCAAGUGUGAGGAUGAGGUUUACCCAACUUUGGAGGACAAAACAACUAUCUCCAAUACGAUGUCUGUUUGUGAUAAGAUAGCUGCAAACAAGCGCAAAAGAUCGAUCACUGCAUAUAGUAAUAUACCUACUUUCGUGGGAAAUACGCCUGAGCGCAGCAUGUAUGUGAAUUCAUGCGGACACAGCCCUAGGAAGAGACGCCUUUAAGGCUCAAUCUUUAAG